ACCUCCUCCUCCUCGUACACCCCCCUUUCCAACAUCCGCGCGUUUACUCUCAAGCUCACACACACAUACACAGACGUACACACAUACAAAGCAAGAGAGAGAGAGAGAGCAGCGCGUUAAGGUCGUUUAAAGUGGAUUUGUGUUAUCAGGAGCGCUUCUUCUCCAACCAUGGAAGAGCUCACAGCGUUCGUGUCGAAAUCCUUCGACCAGAAGAGCAAGGAGAGCAGCAAAGAGAGCAUCACGUACAGGGAAGUUUUGGAGAGCGGUUUGGCGCGGGCCAGGGAGCUAGGAAACUCGGAGAGCAGCCUACAGGACAUUACCGAUAGCAACACGCACUGUCCCGUGCAUAUAUUCAAGGAACACGUGGAGCUGGACAAGGACAAGCUGAAGGAGUUUAACGUAGGCAGGGCGAGCGACGGGAUUUAUGAAUGCAAAGAAAAGAAAGAAGAGGUGAAAUCGGAGGACGAGGACGCCCAGGGUAAACUGAAACAGAGACGGAGCAGGACAAAUUUUACCUUAGAGCAACUGAAUGAACUGGAGCGCUUGUUUGAUGAGACACAUUACCCGGACGCGUUCAUGCGAGAAGAGCUGAGCCAAAGACUGGGACUCUCCGAGGCCAGGGUUCAGGUAUGGUUUCAAAACAGAAGAGCAAAAUGCAGAAAACAAGAAAAUCAGAUGCACAAAGGUGUGAUUUUGGGCUCCGCUAGUCACUUGGACGCAUGCAGAGUCGCUCCCUACGUUAACAUGGGCGCCCUGAGAAUGCCAUUUCAACAGGUCCAAGCGCAGCUCCAGCUGGAGGGGGUGACCCACUCACAUCCUCACCUACACCCCCACCUGGCAGCACAUGCACCCUACCUGAUGUUCCCUCCUCCACCGUUCGGACUACCAAUCGCCUCACUGGCAGACUCAGCCUCGGCAGCGGCUGCUGUAGCAGCGGCUGCCAAGAGCAACAGCAAGAACUCCAGCAUCGCUGACCUGCGACUCAAGGCAGGACUGCUUGGAGGCCACUGGCUCAGCCCUUUCCAGGCCCAGAUCACAGCCCCAGGACCAUACAAAAAUAUCUGGAUGUCUGUCUGAAACCCAGCGAUUAAGAGUGGCGACUCUUAAAAAAUGAGCAAAGCAAAAGGCAGACUCAGAGUGACAGAGGGAAGCUAGAGCUUGGUCUGUAAUCUCAGAAUGAGAGCCUCAAUACUCGAAAGUUUGGAUUGUCAGCCACACACAGAGAAAAAAAGCAACGACCAUAUUUGUCUCCACCCACUGUGUUUGUGCUGCUGCCAAGAGCAUGUGUUAAAAUGAAGGAUAUUUCUAAUGGGGAGGGCCUCCAUUGUAACUGACAUUCACCCUGCUAUGACAACCUUCCAUCAUAUUACCACGCACCUAGUUUAUAUAUAGGUUUUAUUUUUUAAAUCCACAAUGGACAGAGAUCGAAAGCAGCACUCACACCAAGAGUACAAUCAUGAAAAUUGAAUUUCUCUUGCUUAUUCUUACAGUUUUUUGAAGGAAACGCUAUACAUAGUAAAUAAAAAUUUAAGUGCUGUAUAUUUCCUCUGGGCAUGGGUUUGAAGGACUUCAGCUUUCAUAGCUUUCAUUUUCUAUCAUUUUGGCUCUCUCUUUUUUUUUUGCUACGUGUAUUGGGAAUAGAAGUGAAACUAGCUUUUGCACUUCAGGUCUUGUAUCAAGGAGUUUACAAUCCUUAAUGCAAGAAAUACUACUUCUAUAUGAGGGCAAAAUUGGGGUUUUGUCAAAAUAUAUUGAAAUGACAAAAUAAUAAAAGGGUCACUGCAAUUUAAGGUAUUAAGGAAACAUCAGUUUAACUGAAAUGCAAUUAUGUGCAGUUAAGUGCAAUACUGUAAAUAUGAAAAAAAAAAUAGCAGUUGAUGUUUGCUAAUAAACAAACAACAAUUUUUUGGCACUGA
Molecule: messenger RNA, 1916 nt
Organism: Clarias gariepinus (North African catfish)
Lineage: Eukaryota; Metazoa; Chordata; Actinopteri; Siluriformes; Clariidae
Gene: shox
Product: short stature homeobox
Exons: 6
Coding region: 169-1077 (302 amino acids)
Biological process (GO): regulation of transcription by RNA polymerase II
Cellular component (GO): nucleus
Molecular function (GO): DNA-binding transcription factor activity, RNA polymerase II-specific; sequence-specific double-stranded DNA binding
Source: RefSeq, a predicted model, not a curated record